CAAAGCUGACAAGCUGGCUUUCCUCCCAAGCCUCCCUCCCAUGCAAAGCGAAAAGCCAACCCAACAAGGUAUGGGACCAAGCCACCCCCGGCAGGCAGGAACAGGAGGAGGACCCACGAGCCUAAAAAUGUCCCAGAAAGAAAAAGAGAGGGACGAAAAAAAAAGACAAAAAAGAAAACAGUCGGCCAUGUGCCAUCCCGCGCAGACAGACAUGGGCUAAAACCCAACUGGCCGGGGCUGGAUGUGACGCUACCACCCAAACCCCCUUGUCUGCUGCAGCACGACGAAACAUUGUCCGGGAUUAAUCGAGAUAACUAAGGGGACUCGAUCCCGUCUCUAGACAGUAGACGAAGCACAAAGAUGACGAAAAGGUGUGGACUGUGGAGGAAAAGGGUGGAUUAUUCUUAGCUUUUUCUUUCUUUCUGACGAGCGGGCUAUCGCGUUGAUUCUACCGGGGUAGAGUAGGAGUGAGUCUUUUCGGCUGUUGGUUGCUCUUUUAUUAUUCUUUUCUGGCCUCUUUUUUUUUUCUCCCUUCUUCUCCUGUCUUGACGUCUUGACAUGCAAAAGUAAGUGGCUGUGAUUCCGAGGGAGUCCGGUCCGCACGUGCAUCCCCUGAUCUUCACCUUGACCUCCACCUUCCCUUCUAUACACUCGCUCUCACGAACCUGCACAAGAACGGCUGAGCCGCUCCGCCCAGAUUCCAAACCCCCUUUUCACCAUCGUAUCUCCUGGUGAGAGCUUGAGCAUAUAUCAAGUGCCCACCCACUUCGCUUCUCCCGACACCCCCAUUACCCCGGGUUAGUUAUAUACCUUCUAUCCAUAUAGCUCCUUUCGUAUAAUGCCGCAUCGCAAGUCAACUUCGGAGCCGACCGGCUCGCUGGGCACCGAUAUGGUGCGAGUGCUGGUCGGCCCGCAUAAGAAGAGCUUCGACAUUCACAAGAAGCUGCUCUGCUCAACGAGCAGCUUCUUCCGUGAGAGCCUGGCUGCCAUCCCCGACGGCCUUACCGGCUCCGCCGACAGCAAGACGACGGUGCUGUGGUUCUCUGCUGAAUCACCCGAGAUGUUUGACCUUUUCGUCCUCUGGCUCUACCACCGCCAGACCUUUAGUUCCGCAGUCGACCGUGCCUUGUCAGCCAUAGUCGCUGCCGAGGCGGACACGGGCGACCACGAGGCUGGAUCUGCUCGUCUUCGUGGCCUCAGGUGGGCACUGGUACAUCUUCACCUCUUCGCCGCUGCCGUCGACCUUCCCGCCCUCCAAGACGCCUCAAUGGACGCCAUCCAGGACCUCUAUCUCCGCUUGGACUGGGACGUGUCACCACGAUUCGUCCGCUCCCUCUACGAGCGCCGGGCCGCCGAGGCCUUUAGGCUGCGCAAGUGGGCCGUCGCCAUGGUGGCCUGGACUCUCUCCUCUGGUGGAUCCUCGGGGAGAUGCAACGGCGACGACGACGACGCCAACGACCUCGUGUACCAAGAAGACCGCGACGCCGCCGCCGAGGCCAUCGCGUCGCAGUUCCAGCACCUCAUGGACCGGUUCCGCGAGUUCCACGACGACUACACGGCGCACCUGCGCAAGAUGGCCGGCUCCCGCAGCAGCGUCUGCAUCAAGAACCCGCAGCUCCGCAUCCCGACCAACUGCCUGCGCAACGACGAGCGCAACUUUGGCUUCCGCAUGUGCUCCUUCCACAGCCACCGCGCCUCGGUCGGGCAGGGCCAGUGCCCGCACGUAAAGGGCGACGAGUCCUCGCGCCACUCGGUCAUGGUCAUGCCCAUCAGCAGCUCCCCUUCUCCGAGGUCGCACAUGCGGUCAUUUUCGCACGACACCAACUCGGGCGCCAGCGUCUCGUCCGACUGCACCACGCCGCCGCCGCACGACGACGAGGAGAAGCCGACCCUCGGCGUCGCCAUGACCGCCACCAGACACCGGUCGCGGUCGGACUUGGGCUUCAAGCCCGUGAGGCUCUCUUCUGCUCGCUUCUCUUCUGCUCGGCUCCAAAGUACCCUGCCGACUAUACCACCGACGCCAAAUGACCCUGCCACAACGAGCUUCUUUUGAAAGCUCGGCGGGUGUUUGGAUUUUCUUUUCCUUCUCUUUUUGGCGCGAGUUCAGGCCGCUACGACGUAAAACUUUGUUGGCGUUACCUCUACCUUUUUCAGGGAUUCCCAAGUCCGGUGCAACGCACUGACGUUUAUCCCUGCCAGCUGUACGAUAGCUAUGAUAUAAUGAUACCCACACCACACACGCACACCAUGCAACCAGGCACAAAAGCAACGACACUGAGAUGGGCAGGCUUGGUUCUGAAAGCACCAAGGCUCUUUUUUCCCCCCUCCAACUUUAUCCACUUGCGUUUUGAGCCUAUCUAAAAGAACCAGUCACCACUUCUCAUGUCUUUUUCCUAUGUCAAAAACCCCCCUAUACCCCAUCAAGCCUGCACCUGCAUUUUUAAUCUCUUUUAAGAGACUCGACUUUCAUAAAGGCUAAAUCACCUCAAGAAGAGAGGUUGGGAGAGGAAGGAAAAAACAAACUUCCACAGUCCAUCAUAUGUAAUCUUUGUACAAAGCAAAAUACGUACAAUAGGCAACGAAAACAACAACUUCAAUGAUUACUGCAUGAAUCAACAUACUUGAUGCGAA
This is a messenger RNA of Pyricularia oryzae 70-15, 2631 nucleotides long. RefSeq lists its product as uncharacterized. The transcript has a single exon. Bases 839 to 2053 code for a protein of 404 amino acids. Lineage: Eukaryota; Fungi; Ascomycota; Sordariomycetes; Magnaporthales; Pyriculariaceae. The record is from RefSeq and is a predicted model, not a curated record.